This is a messenger RNA of Lizanozyma spartinae, 372 nucleotides long. RefSeq lists its product as uncharacterized. Gene Ontology annotation, cellular component: mitochondrion; mitochondrial intermembrane space. Lineage: Eukaryota; Fungi; Ascomycota; Pichiomycetes; Serinales; Debaryomycetaceae. Bases 1 to 372 code for a protein of 123 amino acids. The record is from RefSeq and is a predicted model, not a curated record. The transcript has a single exon. Gene Ontology annotation, biological process: succinate metabolic process; mitochondrial respiratory chain complex II assembly.
AUGAGACCAUCGCUUAUACGUUUAGUUCGUCCUCGUCGUCCAGAGAGGAAGACAUCUCCCUUGCUUCCUCCACUUGCUCUCUACAAGAGGAUCCUUAGGGCUCACUACCAACAUCUUCCUCAAGAGCUUCGGUUUUUGGGGGACCAAUACGUCAAGGCAGAAUUCAAAGCGCAUAAACAUACCGAUAACCCAUUGCAUAUUGUAGGUUUCCUUACCCAAUGGCAGGAAUAUUUGGGAAAUAUCGUUGGAGAUGGGUGGUUAGAAGGAAAAUUGAAGCAACAAGAUUUAGAGAAAAUGUCGCCUGAACAAGUUGGUCAAUUAUAUGAACUCAUGCAAGAAACCCGUAAGAUUGCAGAAGAAAGAGAUUCAUAA